AUGCCACCACCAAUACAAGGGCAAACACAAGCAAUAACAACACAAAUUCAGCCUGAUCCAUCUACUUUAACAGCCGCAUUAGUAUCCACAAACAAAAAUAUGAUAUUCAGUUUAACACCACCCAUGAUGCUCAUCAAAUCUCUAAAAUCACCAUCGGAAAAUUGCCCAUCAAGAGAUGAUACAAUAAUAAGAUCGAGAGCAAGAUCAAAUUCAAAGAAAAAUCAACAACAACCACACAAAACAUCACAGACGUUGAUAGAUCAGUCGGAAAUGGGAAGAGAUGAAUUAACAACAACAUACAAUGAUGUCGAUGUUUAUUCUGUAAAUGAAACAAAACUAAAUGACAAAAUGACAUCAUUUUCACUUACUGGCUACAACAUCUUCAGACAAGAUCGUGAUGAGAAAGGUGGAGGAGUACUACUGGCCAUUAGAAACAAAUAUCAAGUAAAUUUAAUUUAUAAUGGUAUAAUUGAAAACAACGAACUCGUAGUUAUUGAACUAGAAUUAAAACAAAACAAAACACUAAUUGUGGCAUCUAUAUAUGUACCACCAAAAAUAAAAUUAUCAAUUAAAGUGUUGAAUAAAAUAAAAAAUCUGAAUGAUCAGUAUUUAAUAAUUAGCGAUUUAAAUGCAUCUCAUGAGUAUUUUGGAUGUGCAAAAACAAACAGAAACGACUCCUAUGCUGAAAAACUUGAUUGGAUGUUAUCUGAUAUUGAAACAUCAUCAUUAGCAUCGAACUUUUGCACACAUCCAAUACUUGGUACAACAAUAGUUGGACAUAAACCCAUUACAUUUGAUUUAUAUUGUGAGGUAGAUGAUAGACCAAGAGAAUGUGCUCAAAAACAGUUCAUUUUUUCUCAGGCAAACUGGAUUGUGUACCAUAGAGAAUUAAACAGACGGUUGAACACACGAGAAGUAGAAGAAGUCGAUAACAGCCAAGCACCUGUGGGUUACAGUCAGUUCAUCACAGAUUGUAUAGCUGGUGCUUGUCAAUUAGCUGUACCAGAGGCGGAAUUAUAUAAACGUUUCACAUCUGUUAAACCCAGUAAAGAAUCACUAAAGUUAAUAAAGAAAAAACAUCAGUUCUACAGACAGUUACAAAAAAAUCCCAUCAACACACGAUUAAAAGAUGAAUAUUACAAAAUUCGUGUACUUGUUCAAAAUUCCUUAUCAAAUGAUAGUCGAAUACAAUUCAAAAAUUUAAUGAAAAACUUAUCAACACCAAAAAUGAGAAGUGAUCAAUUAUGGUCUGUGGUAAACAGAUUUCAUGAAAAACGCACAAAUCGAGAAUUAAAGCACGAAAUAAAAUAUCGAAACAAAACAGCAAAAUUCGAUCAAGAAAAGGUGGACAUGUUUAAGACAUAUUUCGAAGAAGUUUAUGACAACAAACCCCAUAACUGCAUACAACAUUUUGACAUCGAUAGAGAAAUAAAACAAGAAAUUGAUAGAUUAACUAAAAUAAAAACAUUCACACAUCCAAAAAUAAUCGAAAACGAAUUAAAAAAAGUCAAUAUUGAACUUAGGCAACACAGCAGUUGGUCAUGA
Didymodactylos carnosus is the source of this 1545-nucleotide messenger RNA. The record is from the annotation of a GenBank genome assembly. NCBI's taxonomy places the organism in Eukaryota, Metazoa, Rotifera, Eurotatoria, Philodinida, Philodinidae.